AUGGGCUGCUUUGUGUCCACUCCUAAGGAUUCUGGUGGAAAUAGAAGAAGACCAGGGAGUAUUGGGGAGGUUUCUGUUUAUGUUCCCGGUCUAAGAAUUCCUAAACCUGUUGAUUUUGCCCAGUCACUUGGUGAUUACUUAUCCAAGAAUAUAGUGGAACGCCUGUCUGCGCUUAGAACCCGUAUAGUGGUAAUGGCUGGCCAAGAAGGGCCUACAAUUACAAGAACAAAGAGGAAAAGUGCCACCCAACAUGGAGGUUCAACACUGGCUGAUCUUCAGCAGGCUCUGGAAGACUACUUGCCAGUACUUUUGGGAUUAGUAGAAAAUGGAAGCCAUUUACAAUACAAAGUACAAUUUGCUUGGGUGAAUCAAGAGGAUGAUGCAGAGGAAACAGCCAUGGCUAAUGCUUGGUAUGAAGUGUUGUCAGUUUUGCACUUGAUGGCAACGCUAUCACUAUCACAGGCCAAUUUAUUACUUCUUCCCAGAAUGUCAACUGAUGGUCAUCAGCCAAAAGUAUCAGAAGAAAGCAGACGAGCUUCUGUUGAUAUCUUCCUAAAGGCAGCUGGGUAUCUUGAUUGUGCUGUAAGGCAUGUUCUUCCACAGUUGCCUGCCGAACUCAGGAGAAAUUUACCGGUAGACCUUGCAGAAGGAGUUCUGCGAGCACUCUGUCUGCAAGCAUUGGGACAGGGUGUAGAUAUCCAACUUGGAAUGGCAAUUGAUAGUACCAAAGCCACUCUUGCAGUGAAGCGUAGACUUGCAUGUGAGAUGGUGAAAUAUUGGCAGCAGGCGCAAGAUAAUAUUAUGAACCUUCCAUUAGCAAAUGGUUGGGGUGAAAAACAUAGUCUUUUUGUGAAGUGGAAGUAUACUGAAGCAAAGGCUGCAGCAUAUUAUUAUCAUGGAUUGAUUCUUGAUGAGGGAAACACGGAGAAAUCUCAUGGGAUGGCAGUAGCUGCUUUACAAGCUGCGGAUGAGUAUUUCAAAGAAAGUAAGAAGCUGUGUGAAGCAUUCAAUGCAGCACCCCCAUUGUCAAGAAAUCCACCACUUUGGGGGACAAUGAAAUAUCUUUGCGAGAAAAUUCCUAAAGAUACUUCAAGCAAGGUGCGAAUAAACCGUGAUCUGUACUCCUAUGAGAGAAUCCUGGAAACAGCACCAACAUUGCCUGAUUUUGCCUUGGCUUUAAAACCAGAUGAAUAUCAACUUCCUCAGGUGGAUUCCUCUUGGAGAACAGAAAAUGUGAAAGGGGGACAAAGUGGUGGCACCAAUCAUCUCAAUGGAUGA
This is a messenger RNA of Sphenostylis stenocarpa, 1278 nucleotides long. The record is from the annotation of a GenBank genome assembly. Lineage: Eukaryota; Viridiplantae; Streptophyta; Magnoliopsida; Fabales; Fabaceae.